This is a messenger RNA of Balaenoptera musculus (blue whale), 2710 nucleotides long. RefSeq names its product lamin tail domain containing 2 (gene LMNTD2). The record is from RefSeq and is a predicted model, not a curated record. NCBI's taxonomy places the organism in Eukaryota, Metazoa, Chordata, Mammalia, Artiodactyla, Balaenopteridae. The coding region runs from base 596 to 2572 and encodes 658 amino acids. The transcript is spliced from 15 exons. Gene Ontology annotation, biological process: chromatin organization. Gene Ontology annotation, cellular component: lamin filament. Gene Ontology annotation, molecular function: structural constituent of chromatin.
CUUCUCUCUUGGUCAGGUAAAUGGGCACCAGCCGCUAUGGGCACAGAGGCCGUAGGAAGAACUCAGGAGGGGCUCCACUGCUGGUUAGAGCUCAGCAAGCCCCUCCGCCAGGUUCUCAGAGCUCUCACCUGCCUCCUCUCCCUCCUCCCCAGUCAGCUCAGGCCCCACUGAGGGCCACAUUCUCACGAAGGCCGUCCUGCUGGCCUGUGGACACACUCACAGGGCAGCAAUGCCCCCAAUACCCACUGAUCACCGUGGUCAGGCUGGGGAGGGACGGUGGGAACCUGCCCCAGGGUUGGUUGGAGGUGUUGGGCUGAGCUGGGGACCGUGGCAGGCCCUGCUGGUCACUCUGUGUCCUCUGGGCCUGCGGAGGUUAGCUGGGCAGUAGCUCAGCCUCUCACAGCUUCUCCUUCAGGCUGGACAAGGAGGGGGCCCAGGGUCCACUCAGGGCCCCGGUCUGGGGUCUCCCUGGAGGCUCCUGGUGACAAACGGCCCCUCCCCUUCUGGAUGUUGGUAUCCAUGGCAACACUGUAGAACCUUUCUCUCCCCAGGCCUGCUUGGAUUUCAGGCCUCAGCUCCCUCAACAACAUCAAGAAUGGCCCCUGAAUCUUGUCAGGAGGCUGAAGAUGCCGAGGAAGAGGCUUUCCCAUCCCUGGUGGACCGAGAACUGGUCAGCGGCCACGUGGGGCCUCCAGCCAGCGCCUCUGCCGACCCUGGGGCUCCCGCGUGCCCUCAGGACACCAAGCCCAGCUGCACCAGGAUGGUCUCCUCCGUCAGCCUGCAGUCUGUCCCAGAGUCCCUGGACCCCCGCACCCUGCGGCUGCUGUGGAGGCAGCGAGAACUGGAGAUUCAGGCCCUGCGGUGGGCGAUUGAGAACCACCGGGAGGCCCGACACUGCCGUAUCCUGCAGGAAGUGGCUGGGCUUCCAGCCGAGAGGAGCUCGCGCAGUCGGAAGUUCUUGCAAAACCAGGUCCAAAAGCUGACUCUGGAGUUGGAAGAGCAUAAGGAACAGGCCCAGCUGGAGAAGGCACACCUGGAGGAGCGGCUGCUGCAGACCGGAAACACGCUGAGGCAGCUGGAGGUCGAGUUGCAGGCCUUGCAGAAGUCCUGCCUCCUGCAGCUGGCCCGCUCCUCCUGGGUGGGCCGCAUGCUGCGGUCUUCCACGGGCAGUGUGGAGGUGGUGACGGCAGAGACCCUGAUGGACCCCAGUGACCUCUCUGAGAACGAUCGGUCCCCCACUGCUGGGGAGGGUUUCCGGCUGGAGGAUGUGGACUGGAACAGCAUCGCCCACCGGUACCCCAACCUCUUCACCGACCUCGAGUCCAGCUUGGAUCAAAAGCACCCCCGGGCCCUGCCGCUCCCGGAGCUCCCACCGGCCACACAGCCUGACCAGUGGAACUCAGAGCCGUACUGCUGGCAGAGGGAGCAUCGUCUCAAGAGCGUCGAGUGGAGCUCCCUGCCCCUGGUGGGCGCCAGCAGCUCCGGGGGUGCCGACUCCGAGUCCAGCAGCUGCCUGCUGGCUGCACGCUAUCACGUGCAGAAAGUGACAGGGGACCCUCUCCAGGCGCCAGGCCACACUGCAGAGCAGAGGGAGGCACAGGCACAGAGCCUCUGCGGGGACAGUCGAGCAGCGUGGGCAGGCCGCCUCUCCCUGGAUCUCCGGAAAACCCACUCGGACAGGCAGGGCAGCAAUGGCCAGGAGGCUGAGUCCUGUGCGGAUCCCCACCCCCGGCAUUCCGGGCGCUGUCCAAGCCCCGCGGGCUCCUGCCUGAAGAUCGUGGCGGUGAGCCGCCGCCGGAGGUUCGUGCGCAUCCUCAACCAUUCGCUGGAGGAGACGGCCGACCUGGGUGGCUUCGUGCUGCAGCAGCUGGUGCGCGACUUCCCCGUGUGCAUGUACCGCUUCCCGCCCAGCACACUGCUGGAGCCAAGGCACCACAUCACGGUGUGGGGCGAGGCGCCCGGCAGCACCAAGCGGCAGCCACCCUCGUCCUUGGGCCAGGAGCCCGUCCACUUCCACUCCAGCCGGGGCUGCGUGACCCUCCUCCUGAACCCCCAAGGCGAGGUCCUCAGCGAGCACCAGGCCGCGCACUGCGUGACCCCCGUGUGUAGGAUCUUCUCCGACAACACCGACUUGUCCAUCGACCGUUUCCCGCUCUCAGAGGCCCGGCCCGGUGCCGACCUCGCGGAGCAGCAGCCCCUGCCUCGACUCCCGCGCAAGGGUCGGGUGCAGGAGGCCCGGGCCGGGCGCCGGAGGCCGGGGACGCGGGUCCAGUUGCCCCGCCUGAGCACCAGCAAGCUCCUCCGCCAGCGAGAGGUGCCAGCGCGGCCCGAGGGCGCCGCCGAGACGCACCCAGAGCUCCUGCCCGCCAGCCCCAUCCCCAUCCCCGAGGCAGGGCUGGGCCUCGAGGACUGCCAGGCUAGGAAGGAACUCAAGGUCCGGGUGCGCCGGAAGAGCGUGGACCGCGGUUGUCCGAUGGUGGCGCUUUCGGUGCAGAGCACGGCCGAGAGCAGGUUCGGCUUCCGCUUCCUCAGCUGCCCGCCCAUCACCGCGGACUCGCGCUGGCCGGUGUAGGGCCGGGCAGGGCGGCGGCACCAGCGCCUGUGCUCCCGCGUCUCCACGACUGUGGCUGCGGGGCGGGGCGGGGAGAAAGCGCCGGAGGCAGGCGGUGCCAGCUGCAUAGUUUAUUGAACGAACGCCGCCUACCAAGUA